AUGGAAUGUGAUCCAAUUCCAAAAGCUGUUGAGAAUGAGGAUGAUUUAGAUGAUGUACCUGUUGCUGGCCAUGAGGAAGAUGUUGGUGCUGGUGAGCAUGUUGGUGCUGGAGAGCAAAGAGAUGCUGGUGAGCAGAGGGAUGCUGGUGAGCAGAGGGAUGCUGAUGCUGAUGGUAGUGAGCAGAGGGAUGCUGAUGCUGGUGAGCAGAGAGAUGCUGGUGGUGAAGAGAGAGAUGUUGCUGAUAGUGAGGAGGAAGAGGAAGUUGACAGUGAUGAGUGGUUUAUAAAUUUCUCUUGUAUGAUGAAUGAAGUUGAAGCUGAAGUUGAGACAACUGGUUAUCAUUCAGAGGAGCUUAAUAUCCCCAUUAGUAGUGAUGAUGAAGAUGAGGAUGUUGAAGUUUAUCCUCAAUAUAGUCAAAGUAGUGGAGUUGGUGAACAGAAGUUGGAAUUAGGGAUGGAGUUUGGUACUCUAGAUGAAUUUAAAUCUGCCUUGAGGGAGUAUAGCAUAUUGAUGGGCAGGGAGUUCAGGUGGAAGAAGAAUGAUAAACAGAGGGCUAGAGCAAAAUGCAAGAAGGCAUUUUGUGAUUGGGAAAUCUACUGUGCAAAGAAUGACGUUAGAAACUCUUUUCAGAUAAAGACAUUUAAGCAUAACCAUAAUUGCUGCAAAGAAGUGAACAACAAACAAGCAAAUAGACAGUGGGUGGUCAGUAAACUUGAGGGCAAACUCAGAAUGCAGCCAACCCUUAAAUGUGUUGAAGCUUUGGAAUAUUUCAAGCAAGAGUUUGGAGUGCACAUUGAAGUUACAAAGAUGUGGAGAGCCAUGAAAGAAGAAAAGCAACUAGUGGAAGGGAAUGAGAGGAAACAAUAUGCCAAAGUAUUUGAUUAUGCACAUGAAUUAUUGAGGAGCAAUCCUGGAUCAACAGUUAAGAUCAACACAAUGCCAAGUCCAGAAGGUCUAGAUGGAUGUUUCCUAAAGAGUGCAUUUGGAGGAAACUUGCUCUCUGUUGUUGGGCUUGAUGGCAAUAACCACAUCUUUGUUAUUGCUUAUGCUGUUAUGGACAUUGAGAACAAAGACAAUUGGAAAUGGUUUUUAACUUUGUUGCAUGAAGAUCUUGGGGAUUACAUACAGAAUGGGUGGAAUUUCAUGUUAGACAUGCAAAAGGGACAUAUUCCAGCUUUACAAGAAGUCAUGCCUGGUGCACCUCAUAGAUUCUAUGUCUUGCAUCUUUGGAAAAAUUUUACAAAGCAAUGGAAAAGCAAGGAACUUAAAGGAAUUGUGUGGCAAUGUGCAAAAUCCACUACUGUUGCUAAGUUUGAAGGUCAUAUGGCCCAUUUGAAGACAAUCAACUGCCAGGCUUGGGAGUAUUUGAAUAAAUGGCCCAAACAAGCAUGGGCAAAAGCCCACUUCAGUACAGUACCCAAGGUGGACAAUAUAUGCAACAACACUUGUGAGGUAUUCAAUUCCAGAAUUUUACAGUAUAGAUGCAAGCCUAUUAUCACAAUGCUUGAAGAAAUUAGAAGUUAUAUCAUGAGAACCAUGGCUGCCCGCAAGAUUAAACUUUCUGGAAAGCCUGGACCAUUAUGUCCAGUGCAGUAUAAAAGACUAGAAAAAGAACUUCAUUUUGCUAAUCAAUGGACUCCCAUUUGGUGUGGUGAUAACAUGGGCCUGAGAUAUGAGGUCCACAUGUGGGGGAAUAAGGUUGAGGUCAAUUUAGCUGAAUGA
Molecule: messenger RNA, 1722 nt
Organism: Glycine soja
Lineage: Eukaryota; Viridiplantae; Streptophyta; Magnoliopsida; Fabales; Fabaceae
Exons: 5
Coding region: 1-1722 (573 amino acids)
Source: RefSeq, a predicted model, not a curated record